Messenger RNA from Culex quinquefasciatus (southern house mosquito), 867 nucleotides. Its product is annotated as vegetative cell wall protein gp1. The record is from RefSeq and is a predicted model, not a curated record. Gene Ontology annotation, molecular function: chitin binding. NCBI's taxonomy places the organism in Eukaryota, Metazoa, Arthropoda, Insecta, Diptera, Culicidae. Gene Ontology annotation, cellular component: extracellular region. The transcript has a single exon. Bases 53 to 730 code for a protein of 225 amino acids.
ACUCGAGUCAGUUUCGUGUAAUUUUGUGGAAGAAGUAGUCAAUUAUUUGACGAUGAAAGUAAUUCUUUUGAUGGUGUCCACCCUAGUGGUGGCCAUCCAGGCCGAGACGAAGAUCUGUACGACCGAUCCCAGGUGUACUACGGAUAAGCUCAACCAAAAACUCCUGCCACACACCGAAUGUGGUCAAUUCCUGAGGUGUGAAAGCGGCAAGGCCUGCCUGUACAACUGCCCUACCGGAUUACACUUCAACACUGCGACAGGAUCGUGCGAUUGGCCACACCAAGCCUGCUGUGACCCCAAGCAGCCCUGUGUUCAGGAAUCGCUGCCUCCUUCGAUUAGUGUCCCAGCUCCGUCACCGGUUCUGAUGCCGCCGUCAACGGAUGUCGUUGUUCCACCGCAACCCCCAUCGUUCCCACCUUCUCCUUCGUUCCCACCAUCCCCGUCAUUCCCACCUGCACCUUCGUUCCCACCAUCCCCGUCAAUCCCAAUUCCCCAACCUCCCUCCUUCCCACCUUCCCCGUCAAUUCCUCAACCCCCGUCGUUCCCACCCUCUCCUUCCGUUCCCAUCCCGCAACCACCCUCAUUCCCACCUUCUCCGUCCAUUCCAAUUCCCCAGCCUCCUUCGUUCCCACCUUCCCCCUCAAUGCCCGUCCCACAGGCUCCCUCAUUCCAACAGUCUCCCGCGUUUCAGUAUCCGUCAAACAACUGCAUUGGAUGGAUUUGCGGGUAGAGCGGAUCCUAGUUCUCAAGUCCAACAGUUGAGAACAAUAGAGUAAAGUGUCAAAAAUAGUGUAACGUAGUUAGAGAAUGCUUCCACACGAAAAAAAAGCGCAUGAAUAAACUUUGAAUCGUUUGAAAUACAAACAA